Phaedon cochleariae (mustard beetle) is the source of this 687-nucleotide messenger RNA. The record is from the annotation of a GenBank genome assembly. Lineage: Eukaryota; Metazoa; Arthropoda; Insecta; Coleoptera; Chrysomelidae.
AUGAACAACUCUAAAAAGUCUACUUUGGACUUGAUUCAAAAUGAAAUAAUAGAAAAUAUCAGAAGAGAAAAGGAGCUGAAAAAUGGGUUCUCCAGCAUGUCUAAUCCUGACUGCAUAAAAAAUAAUAAUAAUUCAGUAGAAAUUAAAACAAAUGGUGUGUCUAACACAAAUGGUUCCAUUAGGAGAUUCACACCUAAUCCAAAUACUAAAGGAGUUAUGCACAAAUUUUUCAAGAAUAGAGGUAAAGUGUCUUCAUCUUUGUUGAAAUCUACAGACUCCCAGAACAACUGGUACAGUGAUGCCUCAUUUGAACCUGCAAAACUGACUGUGGAAAAAGGAAAACCAUUGAGAAAUGGUUACAUUCCAGCUGAAGAGAAAAUUGUCAAGGAGUUAUUAGAUUUCCAAGUCAGGGAAACAGAAUUGAGAAAUGAGAGAAGAAAAUCUCAACCUGACCUUAUUGCUGCUCUAGAACUUGAAGGCUAUCAAUCUGAAACAAAUGUUCUGAAACCAUCCAAGUCAAUGGCUAGUUUGUACCAGCCUGAAGAAGGAUUGAGGGAUAUUUCAUCAGCUCCUAGUAGCCUGAAAACAGCCAGAUCACUUGCUGAGUUAUGUGAUAUAUCUGAUGAAGAAGUAGAUAUGCCAGGUAAACACAAUUCCAUAUUAUGCAAUACUACUCAUUUUAAUUAA